UUUACGAUGUCGUUCGGUGACAGUCAAUGUUGAACUUAAUAGAAAAUUGUUUCAUAUUUCGUUCUAAAUAGAUAAUGUGGUUGUCCUAUGGUUAAAGGCACCCUUAAAAAGGGUUAAAGUGUUAGUAAAACCUGUGCUGCGUAUCUCGAAGUAGCUAAGGUGAUUCGAAAACAUAUCCAAUAAAGAUGUGAAUUGUUAACUAGGAAUCAAGAACCAUUGUAGAAAAUAUUUUCAGUUCCUAACAGGAAAUUCCUUUAUUCUUCUAAUGCGUUGAAAUGUCAACAAAAUAUAAUGAAAAACUUUUUAAAUGGUUGUUUUUUGGGAUCUUAAGUAAUAACCAAUCCAUAAAUUUUAAUUGGACAAAGGAUAUUGAGACGAACUACCAAGAAGACUUCCCACAUAACAUUACACCACACCUCCUUAACAUGAGAUUCUCAUCACAUUCAUCUUAAUUUUUUACUUGCGUAAUUAUGAUUUUUUAUUGAUAAAUAUAUACUAAAUUAUAAUUAAUAAUUAUUAUAUUAAGGUUUAUAACCUGCUUCACCCUAAACAUUGGUGAUGAUAACUUUGAUAAUUUUGUUUUUAUGUUUUAAACAAUGUGUUUGUUUCGUAACAAUGUAUUAAAUAUAACCUUCUGCCCUGAAUAUAUACUUACUUCUUCCCAUCAACUUGUUUUAGAAUGGAUAAUAGAACUAAGCUCUACAUUGGUAGCUUUUCAUUUCACAAUUUGGCGACACACAAAUAAAUAAUAAAUAUACAUUAAUAUUACAUUAUGAUCCAUCACAGCCAAUGAUCACCACAAAAUUAUUAUUGAAGUUUAUAUCCAAAAUUGAACACGAAGCUUGUUUUCUUCAGGUGAAACUUAAGAAAAGUAAUUUAAUUAUAUUUCUGCUUCCAAAUUUUGAUCACUAAUGAAUAGUUAGCCCACUCAAAGAAUAAUAUCUACAACUGUCAAAAUAGUAAAGGUGAAGCUUCUCUGUAAUAAUACAAAAGUAAAUCUUCGAAUAAUGCAUUCGCAAUCACAUGCUGUCCAAAGGUCUGCUCCUCAGCAGGACUCAGCCUUUUACAAAGAAUUUAGCAUUCGACUUCCUAAAAAUGUAGCCAAAACAUAUCACGUUAUGCAUUUCAACGGCAAUCUUAACGUGAAUUUCGAAAAGUGGACCAGAGCCAAAAUGGAUCGAGAAAACAACAUGAAGGAACAUAACAGUGUUGAAAAAGACGAGCCUAAGUUUGGCGCCGACUCGGAAUAUGGCGCAGAAGCCAGACGGAAGAAGCUGGGCAUUGUUCCGAAGAAAUACAACGCCAACAAUCAACCGUGGCUAUUAGAUGCCGCCACCGCUGAUGGCACCAAAUCUAAAAAGUUUAAAAGUAUCCGGGACGAGGGUGUCUCAUCGAACGCCGCAUAUUACGUAUUCACACACGCUGACGAUGGUACAAUUGAGGCCUACCCCCUACGCGAGUGGUAUAGAUUCCAACCGAUUCUGAGAUAUAAUACGUUGUCGGCGGAAGAAGCCGAAGAAGAGUUCAGUAAAUGCAGCAACGUUUGGAAUCAUUUUUCUGUUAUGAUGAAAAAGCGUCUCAAGGUAGAUGAGGAAAUUGAUAUGGAGGAUGAAGAAAUGACCAAAAACCGUAGGCAUCUACAAAUAUCUGAUAUGGAUAGUUGGAUUGAUGGUUCAGACGAUGAUUCUGCGGAAGAGGUCAAAGAGGACGACGAUGAUGAUGAAGUAUUUGACUUGAAGAAUAAGAAAACUUUAAAAAAGAAGGGUCAAAAGAAACGUAACACUGACGUGGAAGCAUUUGAAGACUCCGAUGACGGGGAUGAAGAAGGUAGAGAACGUGACUACAUAAGUGACAGUAGUGACAGUGGGUCUGAAGACACAAAUUUGGAAGGUGUUGCUGAAGAAAAAGCACUAAGAAAACUGCUUAAUUCUGACGAAGAAACCAACAGUGAUUCUGAUGAAACCUUGAUUGGCACAGAUAGUUCAUCAGACGAGGAUGAUGAGAGUCCAGACAUGGUAGAUAUAAAGGUUGUUAAUGGGAAAAAACUAACUAGUAUUCCUGAUGGUAAAAAAAGAAGACGGAAGGAAGACACAUGCGAUGCCUUAAUGGAACCGCAAGUGAAGAAACCGAAAUUGAAACGAGAUGAUAAAAGGAAACGGAAGGAAGUGACUAGUGAUUCACCGCCAGUGAAGAAACCAAAGUUGACAAAUGAAUCACGCAACAAUGAAGAUGCUGUAAUACGAUUGAGAAGUUUGUUUUCUUUAAGUGAAACUUAAGAAAAGUAAUUUAAUUAGAUUUUCACAUUAUUGACCACUUAUUUUAAAACAUCUUUUAUACCAAGGUUUUUGUUUAUCAGAUUUUAAUAAAUUAAUUAAAAGAAAAAUGUUCAUUAUGUGGAUCCAGAAAUAUAAUUUUGAAAGAAGAUAAGGACACUCAAUGGCAUGAUUCAUUAAUAUGUGAUUAUCUCUUAGUUUUUGGAGGAAUUUAAGUGGUUCCACGUCGUUCAAUUCUCGGAAAAUAUUUGUUUUAAUUUGUUGGGUCUACUUGGUCUAAAAAAUUUUAUUUCAACAUAAUUAUUGUACAAUUCUGAAAUUAUUUAUAACUUUUAAAAAUCAAUUUAUUAACUCAAGUUUACGAAUAGUGCGAAAAAGUCAUAAUUAAUUUAACUGAAUUUCUAACUAUUUUGUUAAUAAAGAAGAAACCCUCAAACAUGAUAAAAAUUGAAAACUCUCCGUAUUUUCGAUAUAGGAACAUAAUUUUCAACAUUGAAUAUCGAAAAUAAAUCAACCAUUUUUAAUUUAUUGUCAAUACCUUAUAGAUUUCAUACCGAUAGUUUUGUGUUUGCUGUUAUUAUAUUUCUGAACAAUUUUUGAUAGUAAAUUUAUCCUUCCACAUCAUACUUUUUAAUGGCCUAAUAAGACAUUCCACAAUUGAAACCUUUUUCUCUAUAUAUUUACUGUAAUGAUUGACAUAUUUAUUAUUGAAACUCAUUUUGGUAUAAUCACUAUUUUAUAUAAUUUCCGUUAUAAUUACAUAAAAUAAUUAAUUACAUCUAAUUGUCGUCCAAAUAAUGAAAUUAAUAUUGUUUUGGUUAAUAAAAAAGGUUCUGGUUUAAUGAAAUACAGAAUUUAUUGGAUCAAAAUCAAAAAUGGAUUUAAUAUUAUAAAAAUUUUAGUGAGAGAAAAAAAAAGGAUAAGGUAUCAGAGGCAGCGCAUCCACCAAAUUUUUAACAGCCAUCUAAACUGUUUAUUAUUAAAAUAAAUAAAAGGCACGUUAUUUAAAAUAUGUCAUGUCAAUUUUAUUUGAUGACGAUGUCGGAUACUAUCUAAAUUUUCCUAAAAUAUAAUAAAAGUGAAAAAUAAGUGAAAUUUUGUUUUUUAUUAAAAGGAGUCUUACACCUUCAAACAAUUUUUAUUGCCUCAAUUAUUAUUGAUUUAAUUUACGGAUAAUGAGAAGUUUUUAUAUUGAUCUUUAAAUGCGAUAUAUUCUGCUAUAUAUUUUAUUAAAUUGUAGUCCUGAUACCUUAUUUCCAUAGUAACAAUUCUUUUGUAGAAAAUGUUGAAUGUGUUCAUCGGAAAUACAUCAUUUAUGUUAUUCAUGAGCAAACACUCUUAAAUAAAAAUCAAGAGUGUGCCUUAAUUUUAUUCAACUGUAUGAACGAAAUUAUCUCAUUUCAAAGAAUUCUUCAGCAGAUGAUACAGAAUCUACGGUGUUAAAGAUCUAGAUAAACUGUAACACUCACACUGUACUAUAUACUAAAGGACUAUAUACUAAAGUAUAUACAGCAAUUUUAAAGGCUAAAGAUUAAUAUAGUUUUACAGUAUCUCAUAAAUU
This is a messenger RNA of Aethina tumida (small hive beetle), 3834 nucleotides long. Its product is annotated as general transcription factor IIF subunit 1-like. Gene Ontology annotation, cellular component: nucleus; transcription factor TFIIF complex. Bases 1008 to 2276 code for a protein of 422 amino acids. Gene Ontology annotation, biological process: transcription initiation at RNA polymerase II promoter; positive regulation of transcription elongation by RNA polymerase II. Gene Ontology annotation, molecular function: RNA polymerase II general transcription initiation factor activity; TFIIF-class transcription factor complex binding; DNA binding. Lineage: Eukaryota; Metazoa; Arthropoda; Insecta; Coleoptera; Nitidulidae. The transcript is spliced from 3 exons. The record is from RefSeq and is a predicted model, not a curated record.